CCUGUGACGUCACGCCACGCCUUCCGCGCACGCCUUCCGGACUUGGGAAGGUUUUUUUAACCCAAGCUCCGUGCCGCCUGUUAAAUCCCAUGCGCGCACAGUUGUCAUCAGGACGGACGGCAUGGAGCAACUCUUCUUCCUCGCUUUCUUCUUGACGGUCACGGGACAUUUCUGCGCUUGGGCCUCCGAAGCCGAUGUUUUCAAUUGCGCUGCUCGUAGCUUCCCCUGCAAGGAUGGGGGCCAGGUGCCGCUUUGCCUGAGAUGUGAUGGGAAGCCGGAUUGCGCAGAUGGCAGUGAUGAGAGCAGUUGCGGUGCCGGAACUGCCUCGUGUGCACCUGGUGAAUGGCAGUGUGGCGGUGGAGGCCCUUGCCUGCCCUUGGAGCAGCUCUGCGAUGACUACCUGGACUGCCUGGACAUUUCCUACGAACUGGCUGCGGCUUGUGAGAACCAGACAGCCCAGGCCAAAGUGCCCCUCCCUUCCCCUGCCUGCUCUGAAGAGGAGUUCCAGUGUGCUCCAGGGGCUUACUGUUUCCCCCUGGAGUGGUGGUGUGAUGGCCAUCCAGAUUGUGUCAGCCAGCUGGAUGAACAGAACUGCAGUUUGAAUUUGCCGGCAUCUUCAGUGGCAACUAAGAUUGAAAGCAAGAGGCCUACUGCAAAGGCUUAUCGGGAGAUUCUCAAGGAUCCAGUCAAUUUGGCAGCAAUUGCUGUUGUGGCACUGCUGAUUGCAACAGUGGUUGGUGUCGCUGUCGCCCUGUGGAAGCCCAGGGGAGCAAAGCGUGGCUCCUCCAGCUACAAGUUGGCAGAGCCAUUCCCAGCAUGAGUGGAUGUGAAGAUUCUCCUCCCAGAGUGUCUGAUGCCGUUCCCUCACAUGGAAUGUCUUCCACCUGAAUCACAUGGAGUCUCCAGUCCUAGGUCUUCACUCUUGCUUCCCGAGCAACCGUCUCCACUGAAAAUGUCUUUCCACCCAGGGCAAACUACCCUGUUACCAGCUGUCUACACUAGAAGGGGCAUUCAGAAGUUUCAAGGGAGUGGGAAAUGGGGGAAGGGGGGACAGCAGGGGGAGGUGCCCAAGUGGACCCAAUUCUCCUGCAGCGGGAACCCUCACCCCCCCUCUCCUUUUGAUCCAUAAAUUCUGUGUUCCUUUCUCAUUUCAGUUUUUGGUUCUAGCAUUUCUUGGAAGAAUCUCCUUGGAGUUAUUUUUUUUAAGCAUUCUUUUUUAAAAUUUUCAGUAGCAUUCCCAUUUUUGCCCUCUCAGAUGCCCAGUAAAUGGAGGGUCUUAGCUCGCCUAUGGCUAGACACCCCCUUCCCCGUGUAACGUUUUAUUUAUUAUUUCUCAGCUAGCUGUGUGCCUUUGAAUGUCUGACUACUGUAUCAGUGAUGAACAGGAAGACAUCACCUUGAGGUUUUCAAGGUGUUCGGGUUUUGAUCUCAGCCAAGGUGAAACUCCAAGUCUUAAAUGACUUCCAAGACUGCCCACCCUGGCCACGUUAAGCAGAUCACGUCUGAGGUCCUACAUCAGCCCCUCUUUAUUGCACUCCAGGUUCCUUUUGGAGCCAGCUGUCCACGGGAAAACGAUUUGCCCCUUUUGCAGGUACAACGGCAGUGUGUCCUUUUUGCCUGUACGAAAUAAACUUCCUUUUAUUAUCCAUCGCCUUGGAGACCUGUGAAUGUCACUACGGAUAUUUUAAUAUAUCUUUCUCCUCUGCAUGCAAGCUUUGGGCAGCAGGGGGAACUGUGAUGACCUUUGGAAGCAAUAAAAAUACACGACUGAA
Molecule: messenger RNA, 1772 nt
Organism: Sphaerodactylus townsendi
Lineage: Eukaryota; Metazoa; Chordata; Lepidosauria; Squamata; Sphaerodactylidae
Gene: CD320
Product: CD320 molecule
Exons: 5
Coding region: 122-820 (232 amino acids)
Cellular component (GO): plasma membrane
Molecular function (GO): protein binding
Source: RefSeq, a predicted model, not a curated record